AUGGCCAAACCAUUGGUGCUUCAAUUGGGCGGUCCCAUCCGCUACAACCUCCAACAGUACUCGCAGUUCCUGCAAACUUUCGACAUCGUCGAGGUCAAGGAUCUCGCCCGGCCCCAGUUCAAACAAGCCCUUUCCAAUGGCACUUUCGGUCAAUUCUAUGCUGUUUACCGGCCGUUCUGGAAUGACGGGUUCCAGAUGGGCCAGUGGGACAAAGAAUUGAUCGAUCUCUUACCGUCGUCAUGCAAAAUCAUCGCCAUGGCCGGGGCGGGGUUCGACUGGAUCGAUAUUGAUUAUUUGAGCUCCAAAGGCAUUGUCUAUUGCAAUGGUGGUUGGGGCCCCACCGAAGCAGUGGGGGAUAAUGCCAUCUGGCAUAUCUUAUCGACCUUCAGAAACUUUUGCUGGAGUUUCAAAGCAGCAGCGUCGUGCGACAAACAACAGUUUCUUGACGCCCAUACCAACUGCGUGCUCACGGCGUUUAAUCCCAUGGGCCAUACUUUGGGGAUCAUUGGCAUGGGGAAAAUCGGGUACAGGAUCGCCGAGAAGGCCAACAAAGGUUUAGCAAUGAAAAUUGCUUAUUAUGAUCUAUUCCAACGGCCUCGGGAACAAGAACGUGCCAUUGAGGCAACGUACUAUAAGAAUCUCGAGGAAUUGCUCGCGGUGUCAGAUUGUGUGGUAUUGGCCACCCCAGCAUUCGCCGAUAAGUUCAUGAAUCGCCAAGUAUUUUCGAAAUUCAAAAAAGGUGCGCGGUUCGUCAACAUUGCUCGAGGUAAGCUUGUCGAUACCGACGCCCUUGUCGAUGCCAUCAACAGUGGGCAUAUUUAUGCCGCAGGCUUGGACGUGUUUUACGAUGAACCCCAAGUUCCCAAGCAAUUGGCCGAGUUGAAAACGGUAUCAUUGACUUGUCAUAACGCUGGAGGCUCGAUUAGUACCUGGAUAUUCUUUGAAAAAUCGGGGAUGGACAAUAUUUCGAGUUUUUAUCGGCAUGGUAAGGCGGUCUCCCCGGUGAACUUGGGGUUGCUUAAUAAAUCGAAAUUGUGA
This is a messenger RNA of Saccharomycopsis crataegensis, 1038 nucleotides long. RefSeq names its product D-mandelate dehydrogenase-like dehydrogenase. The transcript has a single exon. Gene Ontology annotation, molecular function: NAD binding; glyoxylate reductase (NADPH) activity; hydroxypyruvate reductase [NAD(P)H] activity. The coding region runs from base 1 to 1038 and encodes 345 amino acids. The record is from RefSeq and is a predicted model, not a curated record. Gene Ontology annotation, cellular component: cytosol. Lineage: Eukaryota; Fungi; Ascomycota; Saccharomycetes; Ascoideales; Saccharomycopsidaceae.